Molecule: messenger RNA, 4059 nt
Organism: Gasterosteus aculeatus aculeatus (three-spined stickleback)
Lineage: Eukaryota; Metazoa; Chordata; Actinopteri; Perciformes; Gasterosteidae
Gene: zcchc7
Product: zinc finger, CCHC domain containing 7
Biological process (GO): TRAMP-dependent tRNA surveillance pathway; nuclear polyadenylation-dependent rRNA catabolic process; nuclear polyadenylation-dependent snRNA catabolic process
Cellular component (GO): TRAMP complex
Molecular function (GO): RNA binding; zinc ion binding
Source: RefSeq, a predicted model, not a curated record
UUCAAACUCGAGCCAAACAUUCUUUCGGAUCGAGGCGCUUCUCGCGGGGGAUCUCUGGUUGCCUCCAGUGGUCGUGGUGGUCGCCGGACGCACGCAGUGAAACGUUACUGUCGGCCAACACAUUUUUCUGCUGACAAACCCGGAAGUUGUUCGUCUCUCUCCCUCUGACUGGAAGUGCUCCUCCGGUUCUUAUAACCCCACCGUUUGUUGGAUAAAGGUGUGAGCGUUGACACGGUGUGCACAUGUGUGUGUGGCCCGAGGGCGCUCGGGGGUGAUGUACGGUCCGUACCAGUAUCGGAGGGCGUUGGAGGACGAACUCUAUCGGGACGCUGGAUGGGAUGAAUCUGGUGAAUCUGAUGGGUCGGAGGCCAACAGCGAGCUGGAGUUCCACCUCUACAGCCAGCUCCACUACUCCUCCAACGCCGGGGCGCUGGAGGAGCAGGGGGAGGACAGGGUGGAGACGGAGGGCCCGGACAGCCAGCAGCAUGAGGCGCCCCAGGAGACGGUAGAACUGGAUUGUAGGCCCCCCUCACCCGAUUUGAAUAAUUUACUAGAAUGCCUGCGGAAAAAGAAGAAGAAGCAAGACAAACUCCGUAGACAGAAGACGGGGAACGCGAACGGUCCAAAGUCGUUUUCAUCAUUUAUCGAAGAGGUCAUCGUGAUCGACUCCGGCCCCGACGUCAUCUCCAUCUCAGAGAAUGACAACAACGCUGACGACGAUGAAGGGGUCUGCGCCUUGAAGGGCCGAAGCUUACGCCGGCUGCAGACUUCCACCCCGGCCCAACAGGGCCGCCAGAAAAGGAGUCUCAGUUUGCCGGUGACGGUGGACUCCAGCACCUCCGCCUCCAGCUCCGACUCUUCGCAGUCGGACUCUUCGUACUCGUCCGAUUCAGAUGACCUGGAGAACUGGAUGAUCCUGGGUCGAGGGCGGCAGGACGGCGACCAGAGCAUCUCGCUCAACCUGGAGGGAGGGUCCGACGGCACCCAAGAUGCUGAAGGAAAUGAAAGUGACUGGUUGGUUUCUGCCAAGGACCAAGAGGCUCAGAUCUACAACAAAGGCGGCAGGGUGACGACGCUGCGGGUGGCAAAGCGAUACUACACAGACAAGAACGUCCAGUGUAGAAACUGCAGCAAGAACGGACAUCUCUCCACCAACUGCCCCGAGCCCAAAAAGUUGGCGCCCUGCUUCCUUUGUGGCAACCCAGGCCACGGGUCCAAUGGAUGUCCCAACAAGCACUGCAACAACUGCGGCCUGCCGGGACACCUCUACAAUUCGUGCAGUGAACGAGCGCACUGGCACAAGCGGUGCGAGCGGUGCGGCAUGAAGGGGCACCUCUUCGACGCCUGUCCAGAGAUCUGGAGGCAGUAUCACAUCACGACCAAGGCGGGAACUCCCACCAGCCUGCGGCACGACCAGGCGGGGGGGACGCGGCCGGCCUACUGCUACAACUGCUCCAUGAGGGGACACUUUGGACACGCGUGUGGAAGCCAGAAGAUGUACAACUGGACGUAUCACUGCAGCACUUUCAUCAACUACUACGACACGAAGAGAGACAUCAAACGCAGAGAGCAGUCGGUGUCGGCGAAGGCCAAAGAACUGAAGAAAAACGGCUUUUUCACAAACAGUGUUCAGACCCACCUCGCUGCGGGACCGCCCAUUAAGAAACGCAAAUUUGACCAUUACAACCACCACCCCCACCCGCUGGCCCGCCCGCCCCACCAGACCCCCAGCGGCCACAAACCCAACCACAUCUUCUUCAAGGGGGGCGACGUCUUCACGCCGCCCAAAACCAAGAAGAACCAUAAGAACCGGGAGAGCAACGCGAAACCGUGGAAACCCAAGAGGCCGGUUCCCGCCGCCAAAGCCCCCGUCGCCACGGCCAAAGUCAUCGUGGAUGAAGCGAAGGACUUUCCUCGAGGUGGAGGCAAGGGAGGAGAUGUGAAGGCGAAGAAGAAGAAGAAGAUGAUGGGGAGGAGCAAGCAGCAAGCCCACAUCGAGGGUGACCCGGACCGCCUCGGUUGGACCGUCGCGGGGGAGAUGCAGGGGGCGGGGUCCAAGCCGCAGAAGAAGAAGAAGAAGAAGAACCAAAAGCAGAAGAAGACACCCAGAAAGGCGGCCGCGGAGGAGAUGUACCCGACGGAUGAGAACCUGUUCCUCAUCAAGCAGAGGAAGCGCAGAAAAUAGAGGCCAGGACGCACGCCGGUUCACGGCGGCUUUGGGCUCAUCUCAGACUCUCAGUUGGGGAGUUGGAGUGCUGCGUGGAAGAGUUCAUCUGACCUUUUUUUCUUUCUUUUUCUUAGCUGAAGACGCUUUGACGCAGUAGGAAAAGCACAGAUGUAAAUAAUAAGAGUGAUGAAGGCUGAAUGUUUCAGGGUGCGGUUGGGGGUCCUACUGGGACGCCUGAGGUCACAAGUCUACAAGUCUGGUUUAAAGUAACAGCUGGGAGUCCGUGAACGUUACACUCGGUGUCAAUGCAGUUUGGGAAACAGUCAUGAAAAACAUCUAUUGGUUUUCUGCACAGGAACUUAUUUAUUUUUGUCGCUCAGAACUUUCUUUUUUUUUAAGUUUCAAAGUGAAGUGUUAAACACAGAAGUUUAGUUUAGGCAACAAAAAAAUGUAGUGACCAGGAAUAAGGCUCCUGGUUGACUUUCCUCUGCCAGUAAUUUAUUCCAACUAAGACAAAAACAACAAAAAAGUUGUGUCCUUGUACACAAAGCCACAAAUUGGAUUUCAGGACUAUUUCUCAAACUGCCACGAUUACCGAGCUGGAACAUUGAGGUCAUUCCUCCUGUCCAUACUGGUCCCAUAUGAAGACCCCCCCUCAGGCGCCCGGUGAGGGACGGCUGACACAAUUCACUGCUACAAAAUGUAUUUCAACGGGGAAUCUAUCCAAAACUACAGUGAGAGUUAGACAAAUCGUGUCGAUUCCUUUCUAAAGUCCACCAGGGGAACACUGCCCAGGGCAGCAGAAAGGACAGAUGUUGGUACUAAAACAUACGUCACUUUGUGGCUGUCCUCUAGAUUUGUCGAACUCAGGCCGCUGAUAAACGUUUGAAUACAUUUUUGCUCUUAGGACCUACUCUGGAAGCCCUUUAAAAAGAUGUUCACUGUGACUGGCAGGGGUUACAGAACCUUUGUGAAGAUUUCCUUUCAAUUUUAUUAUUUCCACUUGUGAUUUUACUGCUAUGAGGAGUCUUUCUGCUGAGAAAAUAAGGCUGUUUUUAUUCAGUCCAGUAGUUAUUUAAGUCACUUCCUGUGUUAAUGGACAGCGAUUAGUUACUGUUGCCUAAUAACUUUUCAGUUAUUAGUAGAUGGUGUAAUAAGAAAUCGUUCAGAUGAUCGAUUGAUGUCCUUAUUAUAUUCUCCAGUAUAGUUGCUAACAUAAUUCUCUGUUUGAAGUAUAAUCAGAUCAUUUCCUAGCACCUCUGCAUCCCCAAAGAAUGGGAAUUUUUUUGUUCCAAUACUACCCAAAAUGGUCCGUUUCACAUUUAGAACAGAAGAAUUUCCAUUUUUUUCACACUUCAUCUGUAAAUGUUUUAAAUAUGAGCAUAACUGUAAAUACCUCUAUUACACAUGGACCGUUUUAACCCCUUCAACCAUCCUCUACAUCGAGUCUGUUAACAUGAUGACAACAUGAAAAGAGGUUGAGACCGUUGCUUGAUAACAUAAAUACUGGCUGCCUGAAGUCUCCAGCUUGAAUACAACUUGAGUCUGCUUCGUCGUGCUUUUAUUUCCUUCAUUCAGGAACAUAAAUCAUUUUGUGUGAUCAUUAUACCUGUUGACACUGGUCUAUUCAUAAACGGUCCCAUAAUGAUUUGCAUUGCAUUGCAUUGUGAUGCAAUUCAUAUAGAUGAUGCUUUAGUAUCAUUUUAAAGUUGAUAUAAUUAUGUGAACUAAAAUAAACUAUACCAUCAAGAUCACAUUGGGAAGUUAUGGACAAUGGACAAUGCCACCAGUAAUGGUCCAAAAGAAUGAAGACUGGCAUUUCAAGAUUUCAUCUGUCCCACGUUUGUAAACCAAAUAAAACUAAAUGAAUAAAAACAAUAUUUCCUAACGAA